Molecule: messenger RNA, 1458 nt
Organism: Haliotis rubra (blacklip abalone)
Lineage: Eukaryota; Metazoa; Mollusca; Gastropoda; Lepetellida; Haliotidae
Exons: 8
Coding region: 124-1458 (444 amino acids)
Cellular component (GO): membrane
Molecular function (GO): glutamate-gated receptor activity
Source: RefSeq, a predicted model, not a curated record
AGGGAUCUGACUGUGAGGUAUCAGACCCAUGACGUUUUAACUGUGAAGCUAUGGUGUUUCAGAGAUACGAUGCUUUUACACCGUGACACAGUGUCAAUACGGUGUGUUUAGGCGGAUGCUACUAUGGCAAAUCAUGAGAUGCAGAUAGUCAUUGCUUUGUACCUGUGUGUCUACGGGACGGGGAUAUUCGGACUCUCCUGUGACAAAGGUGUCAGCCACAGGGACGUCCUAUCCAGCUGUAUGACGUACAAUAGCCUGAACUCUCGUCAGUCGGCGCUGGGCGAGACACAACGCCUUCUGAUGGGUGUAGUUAAUCAGAUCCUCGCUGAGCUUGACUGGAGUUCCGUUACCGUCAUAUUUGAUGAUCAAACAGAAAUGUUUGUACGAAGUCUGUCCGAGGCAGUAGAAAAGACCAGAGUCACUGAGUGCCGCUUGCUGCACGUGCCUGACAGUCUCCAUGGCAACACAAGUCGUCAUGUCCGGUCAAAGCUUCUGGAGUUCUAUUUGGAGGAUGAAUCCCACCACAAAAACUUCCUGGUAGUUUGUGGUGGAGACUGCACAGUGGCCGUAAUGGAAAUUGCAAAUUCUGUGGACGAUAUAUCCUUGAAACGUACGUACAUGCGUCAUCAUGCGCGAUGGCUGCUGAUGGUAUCGGACAACGUCACUUCCGCUGUUGCCAAAGCUGCAAGUCGUCUAGAUCACGUGACAUGUAUAUUGGUGCCAUUUGACCUCAACCCAGUGCAAGAGACAAACAUCUCCCACACGACAUCACUUCGGGACAUAGCACUUCCUUUGAUGUCGUUGUUAUGGUUACCAGGGCGACGGAAUUGGAGUUGUGUUGGACAUAUAUCUGGAGACAAGUUUGUUGGGGAGGUGUUCCCAAACAUACCGCUGGGGUUCAAUCAGAGACAGUUCGUUAUUACAACCAUGCCGUGGCCAGGAUUUGUUAUCAAAUCAGUGUCGGGAACGAACACAACCUAUUCUGGAUUUUGCAUGGAUUUGCUGAAGGGUAUCUCUGAGAGGCUGAAUUUCACAUACCGCCUGGUAGAGCCGGCCGAUGACAACUAUGGGCGCGUGAGGAACGGCAGAUGGACGGGCCUUGUUGGUCAGCUUGUGCGACGGGAAGUGGAUUUUUCCGUUGCGGGACUGUCGUUUACCGUCGGCCGCGAGGCAGUGAUCGACUACGUGUCCACGGCGCUCAACUACGACUUCAAGGACGUCGUCUAUCGGAAGAUAGGGUCAGAUGAGGGGAAAUGGCGUCUCCUCCUUGACGUCUACCACCCCCUGGUACUUGGGCUGGGCCUGGCUACCUACCUUAUCGUCAGCCUCAUGUUGUUCAGUUUCCUGGCAGCGCCAUCGGCUUCAGGGACCUCACCAGCAGGACCACGCGCUCUUUACUCAUGGAAUCAUUCUGGUACAUGCUCGGAGCCAUAUUUCAUAAAGGUUCGUCCCCUUUAG